ACCUUUACGCAGCUGACAAACACAGAGCAGCUGGGAAAUCACUCCGCGGGCUAACCUGGUUCACGUAGCGGGCGGUGUGACGGCGCGGCGGUGACCCGGAGCCUCUGACCUGUGAGCAGGGAGCUGAGGGGCGGCAGGAGCGUCGCUCCGGCGUGGGAGACAUGAACACUGUGGUGACCAAGUUAGAGCGCCUGUGGAUACGGCACAGCUCUGCCUCCUUACAACCUUGGAUAACAUGCAUGGCAGUUGCCAGGCUGUCCACGCUACCCGCUGAGCCCGUCAUCCCCUCCAAGAAGCCGUUCAGAGUGGAGCUGACUGCUGGGAAGCGCUACUCGUGGUGCACCUGUGGACACAGCCGGAAACAGCCUUUUUGCGAUGGCGCUCACAAGACAAAAGCCCAAGGCCUGUCUCCACUGCGCUUCGUCCCUGACAAAGACGCCACAGUUUGGCUGUGCGGUUGCAAGUACACCAGUAACCCGCCGUACUGUGACGGCACACACAAGCAGGACUUCAUCCGGUCUGCCACGCUGCAUGAGCACACUGACUCUUGAAGAAGGACGAGCGCUGGAUGUUUUGGUGGGGGUCAGAGGAGACCACAGAGGUGUCUGUGGACUCUGAACGAGCACAGUGAGGUUUCUUGAGCCAGUUAAGCUAUAAAGUGGCCAUUAGAGCCAAGUUUUUAUGGUCAGCAAUAGAUCAAGAAAUCAGCUCUGCAAAAAAUAUUGAAUUGAAUUGUACUGAAUUUUUGUUUUCAGAGGCUGUCUGUGUUUGACAGAGGAGAGGGGGAGUGUAAAUGAUGUGACCAGUGGUUAUGAACCAGUCCCGUCCUCUUUCUUCUCGUCUUGGAGAAGUGGUCACAUCAAGAUUCAUGCCUAAAUCCUGCAGUUUAACAUCACAUCCAAAAUGUAGGUUGAAGCCAUCUCUGAAUCUUCAAGUUGUGCAAGGCAACAUUAAACUGGACUUCUGCCUUCAGUCUGAUUCCAAGGAUACAAAAAUGAAAAGAAAAUGCAUCUUAGUGUCUUGGUCAGAUUUAUAUGAUUCAGUUCACCUUGUCAUAUUUGCUCUUUUUAUGCUUGUUCAUAAACAGAACACACCUGAAAACCUGCCAGGUAUUUGUAGUGGUCAGCAGGUUUGUCACUUAAUUGGUUCAAGAAACCUCAGCAGUGUUGCCUGUCCUCAAGUGGGGACAGGCAAGUUAACGGUAUAAAUUAAAAAUAUUGCCCUUAAUAAUGUAAUACUGUAAUGGGGAGAGCCCGAAAUGGCAGGUGGUUAAGGUGAUCAUACAUUGUCAUAAUAAAACUGUCAUCAGACCAUCAUAACUAACUUUUGCACAACUGCCAUAAUUAAUUCUUGCACAAUUUCAUUUUCCCCAAUUGUUUUGUAGGUUUGUAUUUCUGUUUAUUUGAUGAAAGGUCUGUGGUUUUCUUGAAUGUGUAAAUCAACUGAGACGCACAAAAUUUUUCACACUGACUUGUUGGAGAAUUAUUUCUUGGGGAUGGAAAUACUGUGAGGAAAUGUAUACUGUACCAUUAAUCAUCAGUUUUCUGUGAGCGUUUUGUUUUUUCUCUUAUCUGUGCCAGAAAUACCUGACCCCUUUCUCUGUUAAAGCCAUUUCAUGUUCCAACAUUUGAGUCAAACUUUUUUUUUUUGAAUAUUGGCAUUAUGUUCACAACAACAUGCUUUACACCCUGUUGAAUUAACA
Messenger RNA from Myripristis murdjan (pinecone soldierfish), 1702 nucleotides. Its product is annotated as CDGSH iron-sulfur domain-containing protein 3, mitochondrial. The coding region runs from base 162 to 551 and encodes 129 amino acids. Gene Ontology annotation, molecular function: 2 iron, 2 sulfur cluster binding. NCBI's taxonomy places the organism in Eukaryota, Metazoa, Chordata, Actinopteri, Holocentriformes, Holocentridae. The transcript has 3 exons. Gene Ontology annotation, cellular component: mitochondrion. The record is from RefSeq and is a predicted model, not a curated record.